Manis javanica (Malayan pangolin) is the source of this 1940-nucleotide messenger RNA. It is a transcript of the gene PTGR2, whose product is annotated as prostaglandin reductase 2. The record is from RefSeq and is a predicted model, not a curated record. NCBI's taxonomy places the organism in Eukaryota, Metazoa, Chordata, Mammalia, Pholidota, Manidae. Gene Ontology annotation, molecular function: 15-oxoprostaglandin 13-reductase [NAD(P)+] activity. Gene Ontology annotation, biological process: prostaglandin metabolic process.
GUCCCGCCGGGGGCUGCGGCCCGGGCCGCGGGGACUGGGAACCCCAAGCUGGGUCGAUCUUCGGGGUGAGGGAGGAUCUAGGAAGCAGGGCGACUUCCAGGCUCCCUCCCGGAGCCACCGGCAACGGUGGCGUUAUGGACUGAGUUAUUUUAUACAGAAAUCCUGUGAGACCACUGUGCAAGCAAGGUGAUGACUAUACAAAGAGUGGUACUGAAUUCUCGACCUGGAGAAACUGGUAAUCCGGUGGCAGAAAAUUUCCGAGUAGAAGAAGUAAAUUUACCAGAUAAUAUCAAUGAAGGACAAGUAAAGGCCAGAACUCUUUAUCUUUCUGUGGAUCCUUACAUGCGUUGUAGAAUGAAUGAGAACACUGGCACUGAUUAUUUAACACCUUGGCAGCUGUCUCAAGUGGUGGAUGGUGGAGGUAUUGGGAUUAUAGAAGAAAGCAAACACACCAAUUUUUCUAAAGGCGAUUUUGUGACUUCUUUCUUUUGGCCCUGGCAAACCAAGGUUAUUCUGGAUGGAAAUAGCCUUGAAAAGGUAGACCCGCAACUUGUGGAUGGGCACCUCUCAUACUUUCUUGGGGCUGUGGGUAUGCCUGGCUUGACUUCCUUGUUUGGGAUACAGGAAAAAGGUCACGUGGCUGCUGGAUCUAAUCAGACGAUGGUUGUUAGUGCAGCUGCUGGUGCCUGUGGAUCCCUGGCUGGGCAGAUUGGCCAUUUGAUGGGCUGUUCUAGAGUGGUGGGAAUUUGUGGAACACACGAGAAGUGCCUCAUUUUGACCUCAGAACUGGGCUUUGAUGCUGCAAUUAAUUAUAAAGAGGGGAAGGUGGCAGAACAGCUCCGUGAAUUAUGCCCAGCUGGAGUGGAUGUUUACUUUGACAGUGUUGGUGGUGACAUCAGUGAUGCCGUGAUAAGUCAGAUGAAUCAAAACAGCCACAUUAUCCUGUGUGGUCAAAUUUCUCAGUACAACAAAGACGUGCCUUAUCCUCCUCCAUUACCCCCUGCUGUAGAAGCAAUCCGGAAAGAAAGAAACAUCACAAGAGAAAGAUACCUGGUGAUAAAUUAUAAGGACAAAUUUGAGUCUGGUAUUCUACAGCUGAGUCAGUGGUUUAAAGAAGGAAAGCUAAAGAUCAAAGAGACUAUGAUAAAUGGGUUGGAAAACAUAGGAGCUGCAUUCCAGUCCAUGAUGACAGGAGGUAACAUCGGAAAGCAGAUGGUUUGCAUUUCAGAAAAAACCUCUUUGUAAUCUCUGUAAAUGUCUUCAUCAGGGAAAUAGAGAUUUCUUUUCAUUUUGCAUAGAUUUUCAAGAUGUAUUUUUUAAAAGUUCAUUGAGAACAGAUAGCUUUUGAUUUAAAUGUGAUCAUAGGUGGUAUUUUCUUAGUUGCAUAAUUCAUUCCAGUAUCUUCAAUAUAUGUGUACUCUACAUCCAACAUGAUUAUUUUCAGUAAUAGAUUGACAUCAACAUGAUCUAUUUUUCUUUCUUUUGCUAAAAUAUUACAUAUGAUAUUUUUCAGGUUUCUGAAACUAUUGGAGAUUUGCUAUAACUGUUUAAUGGCUCAUACAAAUUAGAUUUUUAAAAUCAGUAACUUUUAUUUAAAACAAUGCUUGAGAAGGCACUUAGUCAAUAUAUGUUGAACUGGAAAUGCUUUACAUAAUUCUCGAACUGAAAUUUGGCAUAUGAUAAAAGCAUUUUUUUUUAGGUUAGCAAGUACAUACUGUCAAAUGUAAAGAUUUUGAGGGCAAAUAGGUACAAAAAACACUUGGAAUUUUGGGUGAUUUAGACAAAGAAGGCAGCUUCAGAAAAUGACAGGACUGACUGGGCAAAUGAACAAAUGGUUGUAAACAUGAAUGUUCAAGAUCUACUAAUGCACCUCUAAAUAAGAGAGUUUGUUUUAUUAAUAGUAAUCCUUUAGAACAAUAAAAUUGAGGAUUUUUUCUGAA